CGAGCACUUGCAUUAGGCUCCAGACAAGGAUAACCGAAACCGUUAUAGAUUUGCACGCGCAGGAAAACGCUGCGAGGAGCUUCAUAGGGUUACUCAUCCAAGAUGGCGUUGAAGAGGGCAGUUCACGACAAGAUACUCAAUGAUGUGAUCCUGUCUGUGAAGAAGACAGGAUCGGACUGGAAGGUGCUGGUUGUGGACCAGCUGAGUAUGCGCAUGAUCUCAGCAUGUCUCAACAUGACCGAGAUCAUGUCCAGUGGCAUAACAUUGGUUGAAGAUAUCAACAAACGACGAGAACCAUUGCCGAAUUUGGAGGCUAUAUACCUUAUAACCCCAACAGAAAAGUCGGUGAAGGGUCUGAUACAAGACUUCCAGAAUGUCCACUCGACACAGUACGCUCUUGCGCAUGUUUUCUUCACGGAAGCAUGUCCUGACGAGCUGUUCAACGAGUUGACUAAAUCCAGUGCAAGCAAGAGAGUGAAGACUCUGAAGGAGAUCAACAUUGCUUUCCUUCCAUAUGAAGCACAGGUGUUUUCCCUGGACUCGCAUGACACCUUCCAGUACUACUUCAACCCCCAGAGGACAGGGGGCAGGACCACGAACCUGGAGCGCUGUGCGGAGCAGAUCGCCACGCUGUGUGCCACCCUGGGGGAGUACCCUGCUGUCAGAUUUAGGAGUGACUUUGAUCGCAAUGCUGAGUUUGCUCAGAUGGUGCAGCAGAAGAUCGAUGGCUACAAGGCCGAUGACAUCACCAUGGGGGAGGGUAUUGCCAAGGACAGGUCUGUCCUUUUGAUUCUGGACCGAGGAUUUGACCCCAUCUCUCCUCUCCUGCAUGAGCUGACCUUCCAGGCCAUGGCCUAUGACCUUCUGCCAAUAGAAAAUGAUGUCUACAAGUACGAAAACACUAGCGGCAGUGAUGUCAACGAGAAAGAGGUUCUCCUGGACGACCAUGAUGAGCUCUGGCUGGAACUACGACAUCAGCACAUUGCUGUAGUGUCUCAACAAGUAACUAAAAAACUAAAACGCUUUGCUGAGGAUAAGCGUCUGACCACCCCGGACAAGGCCAACAUCCGAGACCUGUCACAAAUGUUGAAGAAGAUGCCUCAGUACCAGAAGGAGCUGAGCAACUACUCCACACACCUCCAUCUUGCUGAGGACUGCAUGAGGCAGUAUCAGAAACAUAUAGACAAGCUGUGUAAAGUAGAACAGGAUCUUGCCAUGGGAACUGAUGCAGAUGGAGAAAAGGUGAAGGAUCAUAUGCGAAACAUCGUCCCGAUCCUACUGGACCAGAACAUCACAGCCUAUGACAAGAUCAGGAUUAUCCUCCUUUACAUCAUUCACAAGGGAGGUAUCACGGAGGAGAACCUGGCCAAGCUGCUCCAGCAUGCCCAGAUUCCCAUGGAGGAGAAGUGCAUCGUCACCAACAUGCAGAACCUCGGCAUCCCCAUCAUACAGGAUGAUGGCUCUGAUGGAAGCAAAGGGCUCAAAGCUACCAGCCCACUAAAUUUAGUCUUGUGUGGAGGGGGUCAAGGGAAAAACUAUAGCCGUCUUAUUCAAGACUGCUCUAGUUAUGGGACGUUUCAGGGCGGUCUACAGGGCGGACGGCGCAAGGCCCAGCCCUACCAGCCGUACAACCGCAAGGAGAGGACAGCCGAACACUCGUACCAGCUUUCACGAUGGACGCCAUACCUCAAGGACAUUUUAGAGGAUGCGAUAGAUGAGAAGCUGGACGGGAAACACUUCACCUUUCUGUCCGGGGGCGUGUCACGGUCUGCCAUGUCUGCUCGAAGUGUUCCAAGCGCGCGAUAUGGCCACUGGCACAAGGAGAAGGGUCAGUCAAGUGCUCGGAGCGGACCUCGACUCAUGGUCUUCAUCAUGGGGGGGAUGACGUACUCGGAGAUGCGGUGUGCAUACGAAGUCACACAGUCAGUCAAGAACUGGGAAGUCCUCAUAGGUGCGACGAGUGUGUUGACCCCAGAAGGCUUCCUGAGUGACCUGCGUGACGUCAGCUGCUGAACCGUGCACCCCGUGACCCAGCUGGGACCGCACACCAGGACGUGUGCAGACAAAGGGACCACUAGCCACACUCUUCUAGGGCUCUAGCUGUUAUAUCCUGCCUGCAAGCAUCAGUGGUGCUGUGAAGCUGUGUAGUACACCAGGGCUACCGUUGGACAUUUGCUAACUUCAGAUGGGAUAACAUACAUACACAGAUUUACGGAACUGAAAUGACAUGUUUAAACAGUGAAAUCUUUGUUAACUCAUUCCUAAGAAGGAAGUGCUGUGACCCAGUUGUCUAAGGUGCAGGCUGAGCAGUUGUGUGCCUUAAGCCAGGAAAUUUAUGAUCAUGGGUUCGAAUCCCAGAUUCGCCCUGAUUAUUAUUCUCGGUUUGUCAGCACCGUGCCCGUGCUUGUGGGUGUCACCAGAUUGGUUAACAGCUGACAAGCCAUGAUGUAACUGAAGUACAAUUCAAAGCAGCAUUAAACCCCACUCACUCACUCCUGAGUUUACAUUGAAGGUGCAGUGAAACUCGUUAAAAACAUCUUUAGGAAGUUGACAUGUUUUGUUUCAGACUAUGUUAUCUGAUGGUUCUGGUCAAAUCCAAAUAUGUUGUGUAAUGUAAUAUUGAGAUUGGCCCAGCCGUCUGAAGCGGCACAAUUCACUGUGCAGAGUUGUGUCCCUUGAGCAAACCAGAAACCUAUCAUCUUUGGUUCGAAUCCCGGUUCCCCCUGAUUAUGUUUCUAGGUUUGUCAGGACCAUACCCAUGUUUGUGGGUUUCACCAAAGUGGUAAAUAUUACUUCAGGCUUUCCUCCCACAUCAAGCUGACAUGCCGUGAUAUAACUGGAAUACUGUUCAAAGCGGCGUUAAACCAAACUCAUUCACUCACUCCUUGUCUCAGACUAUGAUGUCUGGAUAUAUCCCACCCAGGUCCUUGAGGUACCGUAUUCGACGUAAUAAGUGGCCAGAGGUAACAGGGUUUCACUGUACAAGAUGACAACCUGAGUAAGUCUCAGUGAGAAGAAAGUCUGAAUUACCAACCCAAAGAUGUCGAAAACUGGAGUCCUGGAUUAAAGACAACGGUUCACAAGCUUUAUGUCACUGUAGCACAGGCAGAAUAGCCAAUGAUUUCUUACUGUACUUUAACUCUAAAACAGUCUUUGAAACACACACUCUUCUCUUUAAUUCCAAUUUCAUAUAUUCAUAAUGUUUUACUCAAUUUUUAAGGUAAUUAGCACCUUAAUGUGUCCAUUUAUGUUUAUGAUGUACAUAUAUUAUCAAUUUACACAUUCCCAUUUAAUAUAAACUUCAAUAUGUAUUUAUUCUUAUCAUGAUAACUUCACUCACCCUUAAAACUAGGCUGGGGUCAAGGAAGGCCCAGUCGUCCAAGGCGCUGUAAUUAACUGUGCAGAGUUGCGUCCCAUGGCCAUUCCAGAAACCUUUUAUCGUGGGUUCAAAUCCCGGUUCAAACUGAUUCUGUUUCUAGGUUUGUGAGCACCAUACUGUGCUCUGAGUUUCACAGACCUCUGUAAAACAAACCACAAGAAACAAACAAGAUCCAAGUGGGUAUAGCCCUGGUUUUAAGGAUUGCCAUUCCAUGCUGAAGUUGUUACGGUAGAAAGUGUUAUAAGCCAAUAUGUCCAAACUGUUUUGACUAGAUGUCAACACAUCCAUCAAGUAAUGGGCGGUGGGGUAGCCAAGUGGUUGAAGCGUUUGCUCGUCAAGCCGAAGAUCCGGGUUCAAUUCCCAACAUGGGUACAAUGUGUGAAGCCCAUUUCUGGUAUCCCCUGUCACCCACUUACUCCAUCAAGUAAAAUGGAACCCUGUUAGUCUGGAUCCUGCACCUUCUGGACAGUUGUAGUCAUCUACAUACAUGUAAAGGGGUUACUGGAAGUUUGCUAAUCGGAACAGUUCAACUGGAAAGGGUACAGUUCGGAGGUAACUGUUUUGAAAUUUGAGGUAAUCUCACUGUAUUUGAAACCUCUUAUUUUAAUUUGGAAGUGAACGCCAGUAGGAAUCACAUAUUCUUCAAUGGCAUGGUAGAAUCCCUGAUAAUAGGGUUUGACUUACUUUGCAUGGUGUGAUGGGUUUUGCCUGGGAGUUCACAUUCCCAUCUUCUAGACAGACAGGAUAUUCUGAUGUGUAGUAGGCAUAGUAAGAUGUCAUACUGAACAUUUGAUGUUAGGCCAGUUCAGAAAUAUUUUUGUUUCUCAUGACUUUUUCCAAAUUGAUGUUAGAGGGAGGGAUGAUUAAUAUUUUUUAAUGUAUUUUUGAGUAGUUACAAAUCCAUGUAAGUAAACAUGACCUUUUGUUGCAUGGAAUUCGAAGAGAUGGACACAAGGUCAGUGGAAGGCAUGGAUAGUGCAAUAAGUUAGAAUCUCCUGCUUAAAUGAAAUUUCAUUGAAAAAUGUAUUCUUAACAAUGUUUGAGAAAGUUGGGAAUCUGAGAAACAAGAAUAUAUUUGAACAAUUUUCUUCAAGAGACCGAUCUACAGGCAUAGAAGUGACAUGUAGCAUGUUGUGGCUCCGAUCAAUUAUUACCCAAAGCUUUUACUUCAGGUUCUGAAGUAUUGUGUAUCUAUGGUAACUGUUUUCAUGAAUACGAAGUAUUAUUAUUUUGUACGUUUACUAUCAGGUUGUUGAAGAAUGUUAUAUCCAAUUCUUUGAUGUGAUGAGUUGGCACAAUGGCAGGUAGGUUGUUGCAAGUAGAUAGUGCCGAGGUUGUAUGUAUUUGUUACAUGUACAAUAUUGUACAACAGCAUUCUAUCCUUGAUUGUACGGUAUAUAUAUAUAUAUGUAUAUUUAGUCCAGGUUGAGAUGAUGUCCAAUAUAUCCUGUGUAGGAGAAACUUCCUUCCUUAGUAUUUUACUUUGAUCAAGGAAGGAAAGACAAAAUUGGUUUUAGAUUUAAGGGAAUAUUAAUAACUUACUGUGAUAUAACUGAAAGACUGUUCAAAGCAGCGUUAAACCCAACUCACUAAUUCUAAUAUAAAUAUUUCUCUUUGACCGACAUAUUACACUAAAGACAACAAAAUUAGACAAUUUUUGAAAGAAUUCUGUUGUACACUGUAGAAUAUUUGUGUAGAUAGGUAUUCCAUUAUGUACUGACAUGUGCAAUACAAUUUCUGUGAUUCUAGUCUGAUAAAGACUAACACCCUUACAUGCAACUUGUGCUGACUUUGUUUUAUGUAAUUUGUUUAGAAUGUUACCAUGGUUACAUUUAGGAGUACCGGAACAUUAUUAUGGUGAAAAUAUGAACAGUACGAGUUUGUUCAUCAGGACCAUGUUUGUCUGUUUUUAGGUUAUGUUUUAUUUGUGAUUGUAUAUAUUGUUUUCACCCUAACAGGGUUCUCAUGAAGAUGAAUUUUAGAAAAAAAUUGAAGAGAAUGAGAGUUCCAUUUUUUUCCAGAGAAAUGAGCAUAUUUCCCAUUGUUUUGUUACAUCAUAGAAGAUCACAUUUCUGCUACUUCUUUCUCUUUAUACAUGUUUUGUCAUUUUAUUACUAUUUGUCCACACAUUUCUUACUGCAAUCGAAGAAAAUGAGUGUAUGAUCAAAGAAUAUUUGGGAAAUUUUGGGCAAAAAUGUAAUUUAUAUUGUAUAGGUUUUGUCAUACAUUUCCAAAAUAUCCAUUACCAAACAAUAUGGGGUUUUAAACUUGAGAAAACAGCUUCGGCUGACUUGGGCGUAGUCUAUGACAUGAAGAAUGAAGCCAAUGCGAUCAGUGUUUUGUAAGUUUGCUAUUUAUUCACUGCCAUGCUAGGGUCUGUAAGUCCUGUCAGCAUUUCACCAGUCCUAUGCAUGUCUGAAGUUGUACAGAUUCAGUGCUCUGUUAGAAGCUCAACUGUAUAUAAUGUGUUGUCAAAUAUAAAACAGUGUCUUACA
This is a messenger RNA of Haliotis rufescens (red abalone), 5874 nucleotides long. RefSeq names its product syntaxin-binding protein 1-like. Gene Ontology annotation, molecular function: syntaxin binding. Gene Ontology annotation, biological process: neurotransmitter secretion; vesicle-mediated transport; intracellular protein transport. The record is from RefSeq and is a predicted model, not a curated record. Gene Ontology annotation, cellular component: secretory granule; plasma membrane. NCBI's taxonomy places the organism in Eukaryota, Metazoa, Mollusca, Gastropoda, Lepetellida, Haliotidae. The coding region runs from base 103 to 2013 and encodes 636 amino acids. The transcript has 19 exons.